Messenger RNA from Aureobasidium subglaciale EXF-2481, 1161 nucleotides. RefSeq lists its product as uncharacterized. The record is from RefSeq and is a predicted model, not a curated record. NCBI's taxonomy places the organism in Eukaryota, Fungi, Ascomycota, Dothideomycetes, Dothideales, Saccotheciaceae. Bases 1 to 1161 code for a protein of 386 amino acids. The transcript has 3 exons.
AUGCAGUCCUUUACCCACCCUUUGCUAUUCGACACGCGUCAGAUCGAGAAGAGCAAGCAAACCAAACUCUUCAGUGGAUUGGAUACAUCACGCAAUGCCCACGCUGUACUCAACCAUAAACACAGAUCAAGACGAUCUAGACCCUUCACUGUUCCCGCCUUCACUCUCCCUUAUCGCACUAUCACUAUGAAUAAUGCCAAUGAUAAAUCAACAAACACUGAACCACGAAAGAAAAAAGGCCAUCAGAAGCUGAAAGUCAAGGAACCGAAGGCUAAGAAGAGCAAGAGCUUUCACUCUGAUCGUCUCACAACCCACGACAAGAGUAACAACAAAUUAAGUCUGCCUCGUCAGCUGUCUCUCGCACACCACUCACGAACCAUGGACAAUCCCAAGACAAACGAACCCGGAAUCUCCGAGAGAAGGGGUAUCAGAUGGCUUCCACACCAACUUGAGCUUGAAGAGCCAACCUCAACCUUGGUCCUGACCGGCUCGAAAGGACAAUUCGUUGACAUCCGCAUCUUCUGCAAGCAAGGAGACACAUUGCCUAACGAAGGCGGCCCAUCACAAUUGCUCGACUGGGGUAUUGCCGGCACUUCCACGAGCACCAUCAUCAACGAACCUUCGUUAGAUCACCCCUCCAACCCAGCGCCACCAUCAGAUGGAACUUCGAGAGCCGUCUGUCACUCCACAUUCUCUCACUGGCUCGACAGUCGUACCGAUACCCCUGGACCUGAUCAAGGUGACAUGUAUCCACAAACUGACAACACAACUCUUGAGCUGGGCUCAAUGUACAAUCCACUUACCAAGUCGGAGCAAGCCUACGAAGAAGUGUGGGCCGACUACGGUGCCUCUGCUGUGGAUGGAAAGCGAUGGAGCGUUGUGAUUGAUCUUGAAAAUCACGAGCACAACGCUAAAGGAAGAGUUGUUCGUGUGGGCGAGCACUGUCAAGCUAUCCUCAAGGUUGGUGAACAAGUCACCGUUGAACGCUGGAGGUUCGAGUUGCCAGACAAGGAUGGCAAAGGUAAUUGGAGACGCCUUGCCAGAUUGGGCGAUCUGUUCCUGCCUGUCUCGUUGGUCUUCACCCCUGAAAGCAUCGCUGAGGGUAACACUCUGACUUAUGGAGAGUACAAGUGGACAGUCAAGGAGGUUUACUCUUGGUAA